UGGCUGAGGAGGAGGACGAGUUUGGGCUCUCCCUUCUUUCCUUCCUUCCUCCCUCCCCAGCGGCGGCCAUGCGGAGGCAGCAGCGGUACUUGCUGGAGCCCGGGCCCCUGGAGGGCGAGCAGGGGGCCAAGGAGCCAAGGGGCCCCCGCUGCUGCUGCCCCUGCCCCCGGAGCCCCCAGAGGAGGGACUGGCUCUACGAGUCCUACUACUGCAUGAGCCAGCAGCACCCGCUCCUGGUCUUCCUCCUCCUCAUCGUCAUCGGCGCCUGCCUGGCCCUCCUGGCCCUCUUCUUCCUCGCCUCCGGGAUGGAAACUGAGGACCAUGUGGCAUUCUUGGUAACUGUUCCAACAGCCCUGGCAAUUUUCUUUGCUGUAUUUAUCCUUGCCUGCAUAGAGCCAUUGUUCAAGAAGCUCCUACGUGUUUUCUCUGUAGUAGUCUGGGUGUGUCUGGUUGCCAUGGGAUAUCUCUUCAUGUGGUUUGGAGGAAUCAUCUGUCCUUGGGACCAGGUGUCAUUUUUCUUAUUCAUCAUUUUUGUGGUCUAUACCAUGCUGCCCUUCAACAUGCAAGAUGCUAUAAUUGCCAGCGUUCUUACUGCUGCAUCACAUACCAUUGUGCUGAGCAUCUGUCUGUCAUCAACAGACAUCAUCAAGGAACACUUGGUUUGGCAGAUUCUGGCAAAUGUUAUCAUUUUCAUCUGUGGGAACCUAGCAGGAGCCUACCACAAACAAUUGAUGGAGAUUGCUCUGCAGCAGACCUAUCAGGACACCUGCAAUUGUAUCAAAUCACGCAUUAAGCUGGAGUUUGAGAAGCGGCAGCAGGAGCGUCUUCUUCUUUCUCUACUUCCUGCUCACAUAGCCAUGGAGAUGAAAGCAGAGAUUAUUCAGAGGUUACAAGGUCCAAAAGCAGGCCAGCUGGAAAAUACAAACAAUUUCCACAAUUUAUAUGUCAAAAGGCACACCAACGUAAGCAUUUUAUACGCUGAUAUUGUGGGAUUCACUCGCUUGGCUAGUGAUUGUUCCCCUGGAGAACUAGUGCACAUGCUGAAUGAACUCUUUGGCAAAUUUGAUCAAAUUGCAAAAGAAAAUGAAUGUAUGAGAAUUAAAAUCUUAGGAGAUUGCUAUUACUGUGUAUCUGGCCUUCCAAUAUCUCUUCAGAAUCAUGCCAAGAAUUGUGUGAAAAUGGGACUUGACAUGUGUGAAGCCAUAAAGAAGGUCAGAGACGCAACUGGAGUUGAUAUUAAUAUGCGAGUAGGAGUGCACUCGGGAAACGUUCUCUGUGGUGUGAUUGGACUACAAAAAUGGCAGUAUGAUGUAUGGUCACAUGAUGUUACACUGGCCAAUCACAUGGAAGCUGGAGGAGUUCCUGGCCGUGUUCACAUUACUUCAGUCACCUUGGCUCACUUGAAUGGAGCUUACAAAGUGGAAGAUGGCGAUGGAGAUGCAAGGGAUCCAUAUCUCAAGGAACAUAAUGUGAAAACCUACUUUAUAAUCAAUCCUAAGGAAGAAAAACGAAGUCCACAGCAUCAUUUCCGACCUCGUAAUACACUGGAUGGAGCUAAAAUGAGAGCAUCUGUUCGUAUGACUAGGUAUUUGGAGUCUUGGGGAGCUGCCAAGCCAUUUGCUCACUUACACCAUCGAGACAGCAUGAUUACUGAAAAUGGCAAGAUCAGCACCAUGGAUAUGCCUAUGGGUCAGUAUAAUUUCCAGCGCUGUAGAGAAAGAACAAAGUCUCAGAAGAAAAAGUUUGAAGAGGAACUGAAUGAAAGGAUGAUUCGAGCAAUUGAUGGAAUAAAUGCUCAAAAGCAAUGGCUUAAGUCUGAAGAUAUUCAAAGGAUAUCUCUGCUCUUCUAUAACAAGACAUUAGAAAAAGAAUAUAGAGCAACAACUCUACCUGCGUUCAAGUACUAUGUGACUUGUGCUUGUCUUAUAUUCUUCUGCAUUUUUCUUGUGCAGAUUCUAGUACUACCCAAAAAGUCUAUACUUGGAAUCUCCUUUGGAACUGCUUUUUUUGUGCUUUCCUUCAUUCUAUUUGUCUGCUUUGCUGGUCAGCUUUUGCAGUGCAACAAGAAAGUCUCAGCAUCAUUAAUGUGGAUUUUGAAGUCAUCUGGAGUGAUUGCAAACCGCCCAUGGCCACGGAUCAUGCUGACUUUGAUAACAACAGCUAUAAUAUUAACAAUGGCUGUGUUCAAUAUGUUUUUCUUGGAUGGCAAUGCUGAUAUGGUUCAGUUCCUUCCUAUUCCUAAUUCAUCAAAUUCAAGUUCUGCUGAAGCAAGUGACCAGACACUCCGAUAUAUUCAAAGCAACUAUUUUUUCUUGCCAUACUUUAUCUACAGUUGUGUUCUGGGCCUGAUAUCCUGUUCUGUUUUUCUCCGGAUAAAUCAUGAGCUGAAAAUGGCAAUUAUGUUGGUUGCUCUGAUAGUCUACAAUGUCAUUCUUCUGCAUACACAUGGCUCUAUCCUGGACAACUACAGCAAGUUCCUAUAUACAAUUGCACCUCAAAAAAGGCCAGGAAUCUUGAAAGAUCUGAAGACAAUGGGCUCUGUAUCCCUCUUCAUUUUCUUUGUCACACUGCUGGUACUUAGCAGACAGAAUGAAUAUUACUGUAGGUUAGAUUUCCUGUGGAAGAACAAGUUCAAAAAAGAGCGUGAAGAGAUUGAGACCAUGGAAAAUUUGAAUCGUCUGCUUCUGGAGAAUGUACUUCCUGCUCACGUGGCAGAGCACUUUUUGGCAAGGAACUUAAAAAAUGAGGAUCUAUACCAUCAGUCAUAUGACUGUGUCUGUGUCAUGUUUGCCUCCAUCCCAGAUUUCAAAGAGUUUUAUACAGAAUCUGAUGUCAAUAAAGAAGGUUUAGAAUGUCUGAGGCUUCUGAAUGAAAUCAUAGCUGACUUUGAUGAUCUGUUGUCUAAACCCAAGUUUAGUGGUGUUGAAAAGAUCAAGACCAUUGGGAGCACUUACAUGGCAGCCACGGGACUAAGUGCAAUGCCCAGCCAAGAACACAGUCAGGAGCCUGAACGACAAUACAUGCAUAUUGGGACUAUGGUGGAGUUUGCAUUUGCCCUUGGAGCAAAGCUAGAUGUUAUAAACAAGCAUUCCUUCAACGACUUCAAGCUACGAGUAGGUAUUAAUCAUGGACCUGUAAUAGCUGGUGUUAUUGGAGCUCAGAAACCACAGUAUGAUAUCUGGGGCAACACAGUAAAUGUGGCCAGUCGGAUGGAUAGCACCGGUGUCUUAGAUAAAAUACAGGUCACAGAAGAAACCAGUAACAUCUUACAAACACUUGGCUACAUUUGUACCUGCCGAGGCAUCAUUAACGUUAAAGGAAAAGGAGAGCUUCAGACCUAUUUUGUACAUACUGAAACGACAAAGUCCCUUUCACAAGGGAAUGUGGCAUCCUGAAAUAUAACCUUGGGUGUGGGCAGUCCCACAUUUUUAGAGAAAAAGUAUUGCACAUUUUUCUUAACCCUCUUUUGGCCCAUACCAUGAACAUGUGUGUAAUUUUCUGGUAUAUAGAAACAUUGCUGUAGUAAUGUCUACAGUCUAGUGCCACUGUCCAGCAUCAAGAGAUCUCAGUAAUCUGUGCUAUGGGCUGAGAAGACAAGCAACAACUUGCACUGUCAACUCUGAAGUGGAAGAGAGGAACCAUGACCAUAAUUUGAGAAAUUAAGGUCUGAGACUUGGUUUAGGGGUAAGGAAAAAUACAGAGAAGAACUGAGAGGGAGGAAAAUAUACAAAAAAUGGCAAUAAAACUAAAGCUGCAUGGAAAACUGUGGAAAGUAUGGUAGCUCCCCAAUAACAUCCUCUAGUCCUGAAUUUCUAAUCUCGAAUUCUGAUCCUUCAUCUACUACAACUAGAGUGUGUUCACCAGCUAUAUCCCACAGCCAGCGACACAAAAUGGAACCCCGGUUGACUGCCUUCACAAAGGAAGUCGUAGCUGAGCAGGACCAGUUUUGUAUAAAUUGUGUCUAAUGUUUUGAUGCCAUUGUCUUUUGUAAGAUUAACUCAUUAAAAAUUUAUAUGUAA
Messenger RNA from Sceloporus undulatus (fence lizard), 4019 nucleotides. RefSeq names its product adenylate cyclase 2 (gene ADCY2). NCBI's taxonomy places the organism in Eukaryota, Metazoa, Chordata, Lepidosauria, Squamata, Phrynosomatidae. The coding region runs from base 69 to 3395 and encodes 1108 amino acids. The transcript is spliced from 25 exons. Gene Ontology annotation, biological process: adenylate cyclase-activating G protein-coupled receptor signaling pathway; cAMP biosynthetic process; adenylate cyclase-inhibiting G protein-coupled receptor signaling pathway. Gene Ontology annotation, cellular component: plasma membrane. Gene Ontology annotation, molecular function: adenylate cyclase activity. The record is from RefSeq and is a predicted model, not a curated record.